Messenger RNA from Exophiala viscosa, 2921 nucleotides. RefSeq lists its product as uncharacterized. The coding region runs from base 372 to 2705 and encodes 777 amino acids. Gene Ontology annotation, molecular function: guanyl-nucleotide exchange factor activity. Gene Ontology annotation, cellular component: cytosol. NCBI's taxonomy places the organism in Eukaryota, Fungi, Ascomycota, Eurotiomycetes, Chaetothyriales, Herpotrichiellaceae. Gene Ontology annotation, biological process: positive regulation of GTPase activity. The transcript has a single exon. The record is from RefSeq and is a predicted model, not a curated record.
CAUGAAAAUACUUCGCCGGAGGACAUUACCCCUUCUUCCGUCGACCAAGAAGACCAAAGGUGAAGCUCAGCCUUGUGUCGUUUGUCUCUUCCUUGGACGGGAUUGUUUGCUCUGUCGAACACCAAUUGACGUCGGAAUCUGGUUAAGUCAAAUGCUUCAACUAUCUCAACGACCUCAGGACCAGAGCGUCUCUGUUCACAGUCGAUCAGUGACUGCCUACUGGCCAGCCCGUCAAGUAGCCGUGAAGACUUGACCACUGGGCCAGGCAGUCCAGCCAUUCUCCCACUCCAGCCUUCCUGACCUGACUAUGCUCACCUCUGGUGCAGCCUGACUUGUUAGCUGCUGAUAAAUCUUGGGCAAGCAAGAAGAUCAUGGCAACGUUGAUUGAACAAGAAGCAUGCGUGAGGCUUGCCACAGCCUUGUCAGAGCAGGCCCCGGAGAACGAGGAACUCCUUGACCUCCACUCGACCGCUGUGUCGAAGUUGCAGAAUGCGGGCUCUGGUCAAGUCACCUCAGCAAACAUGUCUGAUGCUCUUAGAGACCUGACGAUGCACUUCCACGCCGCCACAGACAGCAAGUCGUCCUACAAUCCUCGACUAAGUAUGCUUCUAGCGAGCAUCACCCGAGAAAUGCCUUUCUGGCGACCUCUGUUCGGCCUCCCUGAAAGACCAAGCCCGGACACGAACCUGCGCCAACUAUCCGGUGAAGCCAACCCAGACUGCAUCCUCGAAGUCGCGAGAAGAAUCAUCAGUCGACCGUGGGACAUAUCGAAACGGGACGAAGAACAGGCUGCUCUCCGCCUGAUAGCGAACUGCUGUGCAGAUAACAACGUCAACCGCAGCAUCAUCGUGAAUCGAGGCGGCAUUCAAUCACUAAUGGCAAUUGCCACCCGGUCGCGCAUAGACGAACUCAUCCUCCCAACCCUUUACAAUGUCUGUAUCGACUACGACGAACCCGCCCUUGACAGUGAAGGCAAGCCGCUACCGCCUUUGGACGAAAUGCAACCAGGCAGCGACCAGUCGACACCGACGCUGAGUCUCGCAGAACAAAAGCUCUGCAAUUGCUACUACUCUGAUCAAGAGGUCUUCUCGGUCAUUCCUUCUGUCACAUUGCUACUCAGGGUAAGGACCAAAGCAGGGCUUCACCUAAGCCUGCUCGCGGACCUGAUCGAAAUGGCAUCCCGCGCCGCGCUGUACGGCAUGCACCAUAUUUUCUCUAGCGCAUUCAGUGAUGGUCAGCCCAAGCAACCCGAUAGGCAAGCUCUAGAAGUAAGAAGUCUUGUUCAUCAGUUGAUAGUGGAAGGUUCCGCUAUCUCGAGGGACGACCCCGAAUCCGGCCCAUCCAUUUGCCAAGCUGUUUUGAACGUUCUCUCUCAGCCGGAAUGUCGUGACACUGUGGUCGCGAACGACGAACUAUCAUGGCGCCUCAUCAAGCUUCCUUACCCGUCCCAAGAACAAGACGACGAAGACGAGGACGAACAACUAUCUGAGAUCCUCGCGCCAUACAGAAAAGCAAUUCUGAAGAGGGUCUACGAGAUAUCCGCAUCAGACUCCUUCACUGCCAUUUCCGGUCCCAGAUCCAAGCUGCUAGGCCUGUGCAUAGGCUAUCUGAGCAUUGGAAGCGGUUUCCCCCUUGGCCCACUAGCAAGUGUAUGUGUGCUGGUAGCCAACAGCAUAACCUCGACAGACAAAGCUGUCCAUCUGGCGACGGAGACUCCAAUAGCAUCAUAUCUAACCGAGCUCAUCGCACAGUCACUGGACCCAGACGUCCUUUUACCCGUCGUCGACAUCGCCACACGGAUAUCUCUAUGCCGUGAAGGUCAAAAUGCACUGCAUACGGCAGGCAUGAUGAAGUCCAUACGAAAAUUCCUCAAGCCAACGAGCGAGACCGAGGUCCUGGGAAUUGACAUCCAGCGUGCGACGUUGACUCUAGUGCGGCUUUUGAUCAAAGGCCGUCCCGAGUUCCUGCACGAUCUCUACGCUGAAUUUGCAGACGAUCCUAAUGAAGACAAUUCCGAUGACAACGAUUCCAGUGAAGACGUAUCUUCUGAAAACAGAACCCUUUUGGUAUCAAUACUGUCUUUGUUCGAGAAGACCAACGACUCUGGUACGAAAAACGAGACUGGACGUCUUGUCAUCGAGAUGCUCAGAACGUAUCUCUCUUCCUCCAAUUCUCAGGGCAAUGCCCACUCAGACACAAGACCCUACGAACAUGACGUUCUCUGCCUACGUGGCUCUUCUACACCCAGUCACACCACGUUCGCAGACACAAUAGCCUAUAUCAUCACUCAGCCGCAAAACCAGUCUCAGCCUUACGAUACCUUAGUCACAUCCACAGCUGGAAAUGGAUCAGUACAAGUGGAGGCCGAGGCCUGGUUCGGGCUAGGUCUCCUUUCCACGCUGCCCGGUGCGCGGCAAUGGAUCACGUCCGCCCUAGCAAGAGACGAGAACCAACUUCUCAUGCGUCUGAAACAGAUUGUUAACGAGAACUCGAGCAAAAGUGUGGAUGGGACUUCGACGAAAGGACAAACAAGUACCGGACUGGAGACGAUGCACGACAUGUCGAGCGUGGGCAGAGAUCCACGUUACGAGAACGUCAAAGUCCUAGUUGUGAGGAUGCUGCAGAACCAGGUCUCAAUCACCGACAGCGCGGAUGUCGUGAGAGCAGGACUUGAAGCUGCGGCUGCAAAUAUGGGCCUCGUUUGAGUUGUUGUCUUUUGAUGUCCAAACAAUGAGCAGACGAUAGAUUGUGUAUGGUCUUGAAAGAUGAACUAAAACGUCCAAAAACAAAAUGGCAAAAACAAUCAACAGCAGGGAUUCGCUGGUUCUCACGAACCCAACUACUAACCUGCCGGCAUGAGGCUUAAGUAUGACUGAGCGAACGGGAAGUCCUGCAUUGACUCAUCCUAUGGUCGAUUGCGA